Coregonus clupeaformis (lake whitefish) is the source of this 3026-nucleotide messenger RNA. Its product is annotated as synaptotagmin-14-like. The transcript is spliced from 12 exons. Bases 1 to 1611 code for a protein of 536 amino acids. The record is from RefSeq and is a predicted model, not a curated record. NCBI's taxonomy places the organism in Eukaryota, Metazoa, Chordata, Actinopteri, Salmoniformes, Salmonidae.
AUGGCGAUUGAUGGUGGUGGUGGGAGGAGCUGUGGCGUGCAUGAGCUCAUCUGUGCCAGACGAGUGUCUCCUGAGCUGCUAGGGGUCCUGUCUUCCAUUGCGGCCUUCAUGGCCCUGAUGGCUGUCUUUUUUCUUUACCUCAGCAACAAGCUGUCAGUGGAGAGCACAAGUGACCUGUCAUGUCUAGACGACUAUAGGCCCGACCAGCAAGACCAGAGCUGCCCAGACCAGAGCUGCCCAGAGCGUGGCUCUGAGGAGGACAGAUCAGGGAGACACUCUGAACCCUCAGCCCAGCACAGAGCCUCAGUCUGGGACAACAGACAUAAACCCACCAGUGAUCACAGCAGUGAGGCCUCCAUUGGACAAACCGACAAUAUCCAGCGGAUGAGACGGGGCUCUCCACUCAACGAGCUCCAGCCUCCCCCGUAUCAGGAUGUGGAUAGACCGGUCCGGGUGUCUCGCUCGCGGUCGGAAGCAGGGGGCCUUGAGGAUUCGUACCCAGACGGCAAUGGUACAAGGUGCUCCAGCGAGGCCAGCGUUGACCAGGACACUACGAGUUACCUCAACAAGGGCUAUGAUGAGGAUGUACCUAGUGACAGCACUGCCGUCCUGGGACCAGAGGAUGGUUCACCCUCCCAGCUCCCCGUGGGCUAUGAGCCCGAGCCACUGGCCAAGUACGGCACGCUGGACGUGGCCUUCGAGUAUGACUCGGGCGAGCAACACCUCGCCGUCACUGUCACCGCGGCAACCGACAUCCCUGCGCUCAAACAGACAGGCAACAUCGCGUGGCAGGUACACCUGGUACUACUGCCCACUAAGAAGCAGCGGGCCAAGACGGGGGUGCAGAGGGGGCCGUGCCCAGUGUUCACAGAGACCUUCCGCUUCUCCCGGGUGGAGCAGGAGGCACUGGCGGACCACGCAGUCCGGUUCCGCCUCUACAGCAUCAGGAGGAUGAAGAAGGAGAAGGUGUUGGGCGAGAAGGUUUUCUAUUUGACUAAACUCAACCUGCAGGGAAAGAUGACACUGCCCGUUACACUGGAGCCUGGCACAGCACUAAUGGGCUGUGGGUCGUUGGUGAGUGUGUCUCGUAGUGCAGGGGCUCUGUCCUACCGUUCCACCGGGGACUCCACACCAGAGAUCCUACUGGGCCUCAUCUACAACUCCACCACUGGUAGGCUCUCUGCAGAGGUCAUCCAGGGCAGCCACUUCAAGAACACAGCCUCAGACAAACCUCCCAGUGGUCUGUUUUGUUGUAUAAAACAGUUAAUAGGGGGACAACUUUACAUCAUGAGAGACACCUAUGUGAAGCUGACCAUGCUCGACUCCAAGGGCAAGGAGAUGUCCAAGUGCAAGACGUCGGUGUGCCGCGGCCAGCCCAACCCUAGUUACAAGGAGACCUUUGUCUUCCAGGUGGCCCUCUUCCAGCUGUCCGAGGUCUCCCUGGUGGUGUCGGUGUACAGCCGGAGGAGCAGCAUGAAGGCCAGGGAGAGGGUGGGCUGGGUGUCCCUGGGGUUCAACAGCACCGGAGAGGAGCAGCAGGCCCACUGGAGCCAGAUGAAGGAGGCCGAGGGACAGCAGGUGUGCCACUGGCACACACUCUUGGAAUCUUGAACAGGUCUUAAUGAGAAUCACAAGAUUUGAUCUCGAUGACAUAGAAUAACCUGUAUAAAUAAUGGUGAAAUUAAAUGUUUAAAUAGGAGGAGGAAUAUGAUGGAGGAUCUUGACCUCGGUGUUGAGAGGGGAAUUGGUUCCUUGAGCUUCCUUCAGAGAUGCAGACGAGGAGCUGAGGAACAAUCCGUCCAUGCUAUGCAUAUGAACCUGUCAUGGGAUGUGUGUGAGGGUGCAGUGCUUUGAGAGGCACGUGGAUUCCACAUGGAGUCUCCGUUCAUUAAGUGCUGCUUUAAUACCAUUUAAUCCGUAAAACAGCCACUUAACCUGAGAAAGACUGAAUGGUUCUACACUCCACUGGUUCUUAGCAAUGACUUCCUGCUCCUGUCAUUGUCAAUGGUGACUGUCAGACUGAUCUUUUUAAUACAAUAGCUGAUAGACCUCAAUUAUGAACUGGUCCUGAAAUGGAUACAACCGAUCCUGAAAUGGAUGCAACUGCUACUGAAAUGAACACAACUGGUCCUGAAAUGGACCAUUCAGUCUCAGAUUGAGGACAAUUUUGUGUAAUUCAUUUCCCAUAUUCUGGUCCAUAAUAGUAUAUUUGCAUGUAAUUGUUUACAGAAGAUUAUGAAAAUAUGACCAUACAUAUCUCGUACAAUGGACCAUUUUCAUCCUGAACGGAGGACCAAAGAGUGUGUGGAAGAACAACGACCAAAACAAGCCAGCCCCCUCACAUUCUUCCGGGGUUGUACUGACCAUAGAAAUAGAAUUACAAGAAGGGACAAAGCCCCUCAGACCACUGCAAAUUAAAUGAUACACUCAUGGAUUCACUCAAUAUGGCCGACAUGGUAAUUCUAUUUCUAUGGUACUGACUUCAAAUGACACCAGCAUAUUAGUCAUUUCUCAACUGACGCUCGCAGCCAUCGGUAACGGGGAUGAUGCAAUGGAAGACUGUUACCAUGACUUAAAGCCAGCUGGGCCUGUAACGUGCUGCAACAACUAUGCUAACGAGCUAUGCUUAUUUAUACACUUUGUUAAAUUUGCGUGACAUUAUGCAAUAUCAAUUUUACUGAUUUGUUAUUUUUCGUCCUAUUUUAGGGGUUUCUUUUUACAGCUGUUUCAUCUCCCGUUAUAAUACCAUGUCUUUGUGUGCAUGUGUUCAGAACACAAAUACAAACUACAUUUUCAGAGUGGUCUUACAUAAUGUGAGUCACAUUUAGCAUCAUUUGAGAAUAGAAAAACUAUAUUUGUUUUGUUGUGGUACACUGAAUCAAACAACUCUGUAGCCAAUACCAUCCUUAUAAAAGACCCAGCACCUUUCAUGUAUUACACAUUAGCGCUACAGUGCCUUAAGAAAGUAUUCACACUUUUUCCACAAUUUGUGUUACAGCCUGAAUUUCAAAUGGAUUAAAUUGACA